This is a messenger RNA of Gadus chalcogrammus (walleye pollock), 2998 nucleotides long. RefSeq names its product bifunctional endo-1,4-beta-xylanase XylA-like. Bases 1 to 861 code for a protein of 286 amino acids. Lineage: Eukaryota; Metazoa; Chordata; Actinopteri; Gadiformes; Gadidae. The transcript has 5 exons. The record is from RefSeq and is a predicted model, not a curated record.
AUGUGGCCGGACUGGAUGAGGAAGAGGAUGUGGAACUGGAGGAGUGCAGUGAACCUGAGGGGCGAGGCAGCACCUGCCUCGCCCCUCAGGAUCAACAACCACUGGAGGAUCAAUAACAACUGGAAGCUCCACAACUGGUGGAUCAACAACCACUGCAGGAUCAACAACCACGGGAGGAUCAAUAAACACUGGGGGUUCCACAACUGGAGGAUCAACAUCAGCAGGAGGAUUAACAACCACCGGAGGAUCAACAACCACUGGAGGACAAACAACCACUGGAGGAUCAACAACCACUGGAGGAACAACAACCACUGGAGUUUCAACAAUAACUGGGGAUUCAACAACCGCUGGUGUAUCUACAACUAUGGGAGGUUCAACAACUCCAGGAUCAACAACCACUGCAGGAUCAACAACCACUGCAGGAUCAACAACCACUGCAGGAUCAACAAGCACUGCAGGAUCAACAACCACUGGAGGAUCAAUAACCACUGGAGGUUCCACAACUGGAGGAUCAACAAUCACAGGAGGACCAACAACCAUUGGAGGAUCAAUAAGCACUGGAGGAUCAUCGACCACUGGAGGAUCAACAACCACUGGAGGCCAAACAACCACCACUGGAGGAUCAAUAACCACUGGACGAUCAUCAACCACUGGAGUACAAACAACUACUGGAGGAUCAACAACCACUGGAGGAUCAACAACCACUGGAGCAUCAACAACCACUGGAGGAUCAACAACCACUGGAGGAUCAAUAACAACUGGAAGUUCCACAACUGGCGGAUCAACAACCACUGCAGGAUCAACAACCACUGGAGGAUCAAUAACCACUGGACGAUCAACCACUGGAGGACAAACAACUAAUGGAGGAUCAACAACCACUGAAGGAUCAACAACCACUGGAGGAUCAAUAAGGACUGGAGGUUCCACAACUGGAGGACCAACAACAACAACUGCAGGAUCAACAACCACUGGAGGAUCAACAACCACUGCAGGAUCAACAACCACUACAGGAUCAACCACCACUGGAGGAUCAAUAACUACUGGGGGUUCCACAACUGGAGGAUCAACAACAGCAGGAGGAUCAACAACCACUGGAGGAUCAAUAACCACUGGACGAUCAACAACCACUGGAGGAUCAACAACCACUGAAGGAUCAACAACCACUGGAGGAUCAAUAACAACUGGAAGUUCCACAACUGGUGGAUCAACAACCAAUGCAGGAUCAACAACCCCUGGAGGAUCAACAACCACGGGAGGACCAACAACAACUGGAGAUUCAACAACCGCUGUUGUAUCUACAACUAGGGAAGGUUCAACAACUGCAGGAUCAACAACCACUGGAGGUUCCACAACUGGAGGAUCAACAACCACAGGGGGACCAACAACCACUGGAGGAUCAAUAACAACUGGAAGUUCCACAACUGGAGGAUCAACAACCACUGCAAGAUCAACAACCACUGUAGGAUCAACAACCACUGGAGGAUCAAUAAACACUGGGGGUUCCACAACUGCUGUUGUAUCUAGAACUACGGGAGGUUCAACAACUGCAGGAUCAACAACCACUGCAGGAUCAACAACCACUGGAGGAUCAAUAACCACUGGACUAUCAUCAACCACUGGAGGACAAACCACUACUGGAGGAUCAACAACCACAGGGGGACCAACAACCACUGGAGGAUCAAUAACAACUGGAAGUUCCACAACUGGAGGAUCAACAACCACUGCAAGAUCUACAACCACUGUAGGAUCAACAACCACUGGAGGAUCAAUAACCACUGGAGGAUCAACAACAACUGGAGGAUCAACAACCACUGGAUCAUCAACAACCACUGGAGGAUCAACAACCACUUCAGUACCAACAACCACUAGAGGAUCAACAACCACUGGAGGAUCAACAACCACUGGAGGAUCAACAACCACUGCAGGUUCAACCACAACUGGAGGUCCAACAACCACUGGAGGAUCAACAACCACUGGAGGAUCAACAACAACUGGAGGAUCAACAACCACUGCAGGUUCAACCACAACUGGAGGUCCAACAACCACUGGAGGAUCAGCAACAACUGGAGGAUCAACAGGAAGUUCAACAACAGGAGAAUCAACAACAACAGGAGGAUCAACAACCACUGGAGGAUCAACAACAACUGGAGGAUCAACAACCACUGCAGGAUCAACAACCACUGGAGGAUCAUCAACCACUGAGGGUUUAACAGCUGGAGGUUCAACCACAACUGGAGGUUCAACCACAACUGGAGGUCCAACAACCACUGGAGGAUCAACAACCACUGGAGGAUCAACAACAACUGGAGGAUCAAUAACCACUGGAGGAUCAAUAACCACUGGAGGAUCAACAACAACUGGAGUAUCAACAACCACUGGAGCAUCAACAACAACAGAAGUAUCAAUAACAACUGGAGGUUCAUCAACCACUGAAGCCCCAAUAAUUACCCGUCCAGUUUUUGUUUUCACCGCAGUGAUAAUACAGAUAUUUAUUCCUGCUUAUAAUAAUAAUACUUCACCCGAAUAUCAAGCACUUGAGACCACAGUUGUGAUAACGUUUAACGCAAUCUACAGAGCUCAAUUUGGCGACCGGUUCAUUCGGACAAUUGUCAUCGGAUUCAGGAUCCCUGCGACUCGAUCGACCAAUACUGAAGCAGAAGUAGAGCUUGAGUUUCAGCCAACUUCUUCACAACCGAUCCCACAGGCUGACGAUGUUCGAAGUACCCUGGUCGAAGGACUGAACAACCCAAACAUAACCUCUAACCUCACUGUAGAUACGACAACCAUUACGAUCACAGAAACUCCAACUACUACAACAACUACCAGUUCUCCAACGACUACUGCUGGAUUAUCAACAACCACUGGAGGUUCAACCACCACAGGAGGAUCAACAACCACUGGAGGAUCCACAAUGACUGCAGGACCAACAACCACUGGAGAAUCAACAACCACUGAAGGAACAACAUCUACUGAAGUAUCAACAACAGCUGGAGGAUCA